AUGGACGCGUCGAACGAGCUGGUGGCGAGCGUUGUGCGCAUGCAGCUGUCGAGCCCGAACUUCGCAGAGUACUGUGUGGCGCACGUCACCGACCCGAAGCACCGCUUUCUCUUCGCCAAGGACGAAAGUGCGGAGCGGCUCCAGUACACUCGCCUAUUGGCUAAACACCAGCAACAGGAAAGCAGCAACGCAGGAGCAGCAGCUGCAGGACCGCACUCGACAUCAUCGCUGGGGUGCGGCAGCAAUGCAGCCGCAGCGUUGUGGGCCUCAUUGCUCGAUUACUUCGCGUCGGCGCGUAAUGUGCGUGGGCCGCACAUGCCGCACAUGUUUCGCACCGAGAAGGACCUCGCCGAGUUUGUUGAGCUGCUGAAUGGUGCGCAGAGCGACGGCGCAUGCCGUGAGGGCGUCGUGCAGCACAUGCUGCGGCGCCUGCCCAUGACGGAGACCUUCCUGUACGUGCUCUGCUUCCUCUGCGACACGCAGGUGCAGGAGGCCCACCGAGCCGCACGCCUCCGCGGCGACGCCGCAGCUGCUGCUGCUGUGGACGAUGCCACGCUGCAGUCCGCGGGGACGCUUUUGUUCAUCGCGAACAUGCUGCUGGCCGAGCACGAGGCGCUGUCGCGGCCGCUGCGCUACAAGGCGGCCUUCGCGGCGUACGAACUACGCAUGGUUGCGGUUCUCGCCGCCGCGGCACCACGGGACUCGCAGGUGGCGGUGUUUUUGCGGGAGACGGUGUCGGUGUGGGCCGCGUGCGCUACAUUCGACGCAGAGACGCUGCUGCAGAUGAAGCAGGCGACUGGCUGCGCGUGA
This is a messenger RNA of Trypanosoma grayi, 810 nucleotides long. RefSeq lists its product as hypothetical. The record is from RefSeq and is a predicted model, not a curated record. The coding region runs from base 1 to 810 and encodes 269 amino acids. NCBI's taxonomy places the organism in Eukaryota, Euglenozoa, Kinetoplastea, Trypanosomatida, Trypanosomatidae. The transcript has a single exon.